Didymosphaeria variabile is the source of this 960-nucleotide messenger RNA. RefSeq lists its product as uncharacterized. Lineage: Eukaryota; Fungi; Ascomycota; Dothideomycetes; Pleosporales; Didymosphaeriaceae. The coding region runs from base 1 to 960 and encodes 319 amino acids. The transcript is spliced from 2 exons. The record is from RefSeq and is a predicted model, not a curated record.
AUGACGCAGCGUCUCCAUCGUUCAGAAGAAGCACAGUCGCCAGACAUGGCGCUUCCCCUCGGUCUGUUCCUAGGCGGCGUUAUUGUCGCCAUUCCUGUUGUGACGGGCGUCGCAGAGGGCGUGGAGCAUCAGAAGAAGCAAAACGAAGAAGCCGCCAACGAGACGCGCAUGACCAAGUUCAACGCGCUUGUGUCUUGCGACAGUAACGAUGAGAUCGCAGACGAAGUCGACAACGGCAUAGUGGUGCUGCGGCACGGAAAGGUACGACUGCCUGCUCUUCAUAACUUGCGCCGGACGCGCUUUUCCCCCCCAUACAUCGUCGCGAACGACCUCGUUAACCUCUGGCCGUUGUGCAGGUCUGGGUUGUCCCCCCGCGAUGACAACCACCCCAAGCCCACACCCGCGCCCAAACUUGAUCCGCCGCUCCACGCCUUCGCCGGCUUCUACAUCCAAUACCCUGACGAAGAGCGCUUUCCGCCCCAGCGCGGCCUCGUCUCCACCAUCUCCGACGAUCCGCCUAUGCUGAACUGGCUCUACUGCGACCGCGAAACCUACGAGCUCAAAUACGGCAAUCGCAGCGCCUCCAUUACCCAAAUCGUCGGCGAGUGGGACUGGACCGAAGACGAAUCUGCCCUGACGCUCGACGGCUGGGAAGGUUUCGUCGCAAUCGAUGAAUGGGAUGGCGCUGAUUCGGAUGAUACUACCGAGUGGGGGAGAGAAGGACUGCGGUGGGCCAUCUACUACGAUAUCGACGACAAUGGGUUAAAGGGAAAGAGAAAGGGACGCGAUAUGUUUGAGAUCGCCCUCGAGAGGAAGCUGCAGAGCGAGGAGGAUCAACUGAAGCAAAUGGAAGAGGCCAACAAGAAGAUGCAGGUCAAGACGGCGGGAGACAUGAAGACUCAAUUUACGGCUCCUGCGAGGGAGCUGAAGAAGAAGAACGAGUGGGGGAGACAAGAGUGA